Molecule: messenger RNA, 583 nt
Organism: Vicia villosa (hairy vetch)
Lineage: Eukaryota; Viridiplantae; Streptophyta; Magnoliopsida; Fabales; Fabaceae
Product: glu S.griseus protease inhibitor-like
Exons: 2
Coding region: 47-349 (100 amino acids)
Biological process (GO): response to wounding
Molecular function (GO): serine-type endopeptidase inhibitor activity
Source: RefSeq, a predicted model, not a curated record
CACAAGGUUACCACCAAAAACUACUAUAAAUACCCCAUAUACUGCAAUGCUAUAUAUCACAAACAUAACAAUUGCAGCAACAAAAAAGUACACACACAUUCAUAUACAGAUCCAAGAAUCAAAAAGGCAAACAAUGUCUAAUGAUGAAUGCCAAGGUAAGAGUUCAUGGCCAGAACUAGUUGGAGUGGAUGGAAAGGUUGCAGAGGGUAGAAUUGAGAAGGAGAAUCCAUUGGUGAAUGCAAUAAUUGUUCCAGAAGGAUCUUCUGUCCCCUUUGACUUCCGUUGUGAUAGAGUUUGGGUUUGGGUUGAUAAAGAUGGAAUUGUUAAACAGAUUCCAACUAUUGGAUAGAAACUUUCUACACUCAUCUUUAUAAUACAUGGAAUUUAUAUGCUCCAAGUCAUAAAUUUAAUAAUGUUUGAAUAAUAAUAAGGAGCUACUUUCUUUCUAAUUAUAUACUUCUUGUAAAUGUUAUUUAAACAUAUAUGAUAAUAUGUGUACAUGUUCUGUGCACUGUAAAUGUGUGUAUACAUUAUUUGUUUUUCAUUUCUUUGUUUGGGAAAUAAUACAUGGUAUUGGUACUAA